CCUCCUCCUCCUCCUCCUCCUCCUCCUCCCCCUCCUCCCUAAGUGUACAGACAGCAUCACAUCACCUGGUUUGCUUCUGAGAAACAGCAUCUCUCCUUUUCAGGGACCAGAGACUCAGAGAGAGGAGACAUUCUAAUGGAGUCUGCUUGAUACCCCAAAAUAAAAUAAUAAAUUUUGGCUCUUGUCCCCUCCUCCCACCCCACCCCCUCAGCCCUGUGUGAGAUGUUGGGUUUCUUCUUCAUGAGACAUUGUUGAGAAGUCGCAGUGGUUGGAGAGCGUAGGGGGUAGACUACCUCUACUCCCCCCCCCUCUUUUUUCUCUCUGGGAGGAGGAGGAGGGGAAGGGGGCUUGCCGAGCAAGCGAUGGAUGAGGAAAACAUGACGAAAAGCGAGGAGCAGCAGCCUCUGAGUUUGCAAAAAGCCUUACAGCAGUGCGAGUUGGUCCAAAACAUGAUAGACCUGAGCAUCUCCAACCUGGAAGGGCUUAGGACCAAAUGUGCCACCUCCAACGACCUCACACAAAAAGAGAUCCGGACCCUGGAGAGCAAGCUGGUGAAAUACUUCAGCCGACAGCUGUCCUGCAAGAAGAAGGUGGCCCUGCAGGAACGCAACGCCGAGCUGGAUGGCUUCCCCCAGCUCCGGCACUGGUUCCGGAUCGUCGAUGUGCGCAAGGAAGUCCUAGAGGAAAUCACCCCUGGCCAGCUGAGUCUGGAGGACCUCUUGGAGAUGACAGAUGAGCAGGUGUGUGAGACCGUGGAGAAAUACGGAGCCAACCGGGAGGAGUGUGCCCGCCUCAAUGCCUCCCUCUCCUGCCUCCGCAACGUCCACAUGUCAGGAGGCAACCUUUCCAAACAAGACUGGACCAUCCAGUGGCCCACCACGGAGACGGGGAAGGAGAACAACCCCGUGUGCCCCCCGGAGCCCACGCCGUGGAUCCGCACCCACCUCUCUCAGAGCCCCAGGGUCCAGACCAAGUGCGUCCAGCACUACUGUCACGCCAGCCCCUUGCCCGGGGCCCCCGUGUACACCCAUGUGGACAGGCUUACCGUGGACCCCUACCCGGGCCUGUGCCCGCCACCGCCGCUGGAGUCAGGCCACCGUUCCCUGCCCCCGUCGCCCCGGCAGCGGCACGCGGUCCGCACCCCGCCGCGCACCCCUAAUAUCGUCACCACCGUCACCCCUCCCGGCACACCACCCAUGAGGAGGAGGAACAAGCUGAAGCCUCCGGGGACCCCGCCGCCCUCCUCCCGGAAACUGAUCCACUUGAUUCCAGGUUUCACCGCUCUGCAUCGGAGCAAGUCCCACGAAUUCCAGCUGGGUCACCGUGUAGACGAGGCCCACACACCCAAAGCCAAGAAGAAAAGCAAGCCCUUGAACCUCAAGAUUCACAGCAGCGUGGGCAGCUGCGAGAACAUUCCAUCUCAGCAGCGCUCGCCGCUCCUGUCGGAGCGCUCUCUCCGCUCUUUCUUUGUGGGACAUGCACCUUUCCUGCCCUCCACCCCUCCCGUCCACACCGAGGCCAACUUCUCUGCAAACACACUGUCCGUGCCGCGCUGGUCCCCGCAGAUCCCUCGUAGAGACCUCGGCAACUCCAUUAAGCACAGGUUUUCCACCAAGUACUGGAUGUCUCAGACGUGCACAGUCUGUGGAAAAGGAAUGCUUUUUGGCCUCAAGUGUAAAAAUUGCAAGUUAAAGUGCCACAACAAAUGCACCAAAGAAGCCCCACCCUGUCAUCUCCUGAUCAUCCACAGAGGAGAUCCAGCAAGGUUGGUCCGGACAGAGUCCGUCCCGUGUGACAUCAACAACCCUCUACGAAAGCCACCCCGGUAUUCGGACCUGCACAUCAGCCAGACGCUCCCCAAAACCAACAAGAUCAGCAAGGACCACAUCCCUGUCCCUUACCAGCCGGACUCGAGCAGCAACCCCUCAUCCACGACGUCCUCCACGCCCUCCUCACCAGCACCCCCCCUGCCUCCCAGUGCCACGCCGCCUUCUCCCCUGCACCCUUCCCCACAGUGCACAAGGCAAAAGAACUUCAACCUGCCAGCGUCCCACUACUACAAGUACAAACAGCAGUUCAUCUUCCCAGAUGUAGCGCCAGUGCCAGAGACGCCGACCCGGGCGCCCCAGGUCAUCCUGCAUCCGGUGACCUCGAAUCCAAUCUUGGAAGGAAAUCCAUUACUUCAAAUUGAACUGGAGCCAACCUCAGAGAAUGAAGAGGGCCACGACGAGGCCGAGGAGUCAGAGGACGAUUUUGAGGAGAUGAACCUGUCCCUGCUCUCAGCCCGGAGCUUCCCACGCAAGGCCAGCCAGACCAGCAUCUUCCUGCAGGAGUGGGACAUCCCUUUUGAGCAGCUGGAGAUUGGCGAGCUCAUUGGAAAGGGCCGCUUCGGGCAGGUGUAUCACGGCCGCUGGCAUGGCGAGGUGGCCAUCCGGCUGAUCGACAUCGAGAGGGAUAAUGAGGAACAGCUCAAGGCCUUCAAGCGGGAGGUGAUGGCCUACAGGCAGACGCGGCAUGAGAACGUGGUGCUCUUCAUGGGUGCCUGCAUGAGCCCACCCCACCUGGCCAUCAUCACCAGCCUGUGUAAGGGACGGACUCUCUACUCUGUGGUGAGGGACGCCAAAAUCGUCUUGGAUGUCAACAAAACGAGGCAGAUUGCCCAAGAAAUUGUGAAGGGCAUGGGCUACCUGCACGCAAAGGGGAUCCUUCACAAGGACCUCAAGUCAAAGAAUGUCUUCUACGACAACGGGAAAGUGGUGAUCACAGACUUCGGGCUCUUCAGCAUUUCCGGGGUGCUGCAGGCCGGCAGGCGAGAGGAUAAACUCCGCAUCCAGAAUGGCUGGCUGUGCCACCUGGCACCAGAGAUCAUCCGCCAGCUGUCCCCCGACACAGAGGAGGACAAGCUCCCCUUCUCCAAGCACUCAGAUGUCUUUGCACUCGGCACAAUUUGGUAUGAACUCCACGCCAGGGAGUGGCCUUUCAAGACCCAACCAGCAGAGGCAAUCAUCUGGCAAAUGGGCACCGGCAUGAAACCCAACCUCAGCCAGAUCGGCAUGGGAAAAGAAAUCUCGGACAUUCUUCUCUUUUGCUGGGCCUUUGAACAAGAAGAAAGACCUACCUUCACUAAGCUCAUGGACAUGCUGGAGAAACUGCCAAAGCGAAACCGCCGCCUGUCUCACCCCGGACAUUUCUGGAAGUCUGCAGAGCUGUGACCGUUGGACAAAGGGACAGCACUCAGCUGCCUCAGCCCCCGAGCCACCUCUCCUUCCCCGCUCUGCCCUCUGCCAGCUCAGGAGGCCAGAGGCUCACCAUCAGAGGGUACCGACCCCGGCCGGCCUGGGAGCACUGCACGACCGAGGUCGGCAGCUUCCCCACUCCCCAGACCCGUGCCCUUUUGCCCGGGCAGGGUUGGGGACCCCUGAGCUAGGACUUACCAGGACCAGCCAGGGAGACGUGGAAUUGAUCCGUGAGGCCCCAGGGGCCACGUGGAGAAGAGAACUGGAGGCUGAAUGCAGAGCGCCCCUGGGCCACGGAGACGAGGGCACGAGGCCUACGCGGGCAGGCUCGCAGGACCGGUCUGUGUGUACAUGUGCGUCCCCGUGCACGAUGCCGUUCGCUCUAGAUCCCCUGUGACAAGCGAGAGCCAGGCCGCCCCGGCUCUGGAGCGCCCCUCUGCUGACUUGGUCCCUGGGCGGUGGGUUCCAGCUGUGCUGUCUGGAAAGAUGGGGUGGGGUGGGGAGCUAAGCACCAGCUUCGUGGAGGCCUUGGGGCCCAGAGCUGGGCAGGGGGGCUAAACUGCUCCUGUGUAAACAUCUGUUCCCCCAGGCCUGUCAUGGGUCUCGGCCUCUUUGCAUAUGGCUCCGAAGUACACAGAACAGUCUUGUAUGUCUUUUGAGCUCUGGGUCUCUCUGGGGUGUGGCUCCCAUUUCUGCCGCCUUCGCCUGUUCUGGGAGAGCACCGUCCCUUUUGGCCUCCUUGCCCCCAUGCUUCCCCCUGCCAUUUGAAAAGCACAGUGGCUUCCUGGCCGAGAUGACUUCUGGGGACUCCUUGCAGCUUGCCUUCGCCCACGACACCCCCCUGAAGCCUGGGCCCUGAGAACUGGGGGGCUGGGGAGGAAGUUCUAGGACAUUCCUUCUCCCUCCUCCUGUUCUGGCAUCUACACCAGCUAAGUUUGUCCACCACGGCGAUGGACGUGGGUCCCUAAUAUAUGUAUGUUGGAUUUCACGGCA
Messenger RNA from Herpailurus yagouaroundi (jaguarundi), 4229 nucleotides. It is a transcript of the gene KSR2, whose product is annotated as kinase suppressor of ras 2. Gene Ontology annotation, biological process: calcium-mediated signaling; Ras protein signal transduction; protein phosphorylation. Bases 363 to 3212 code for a protein of 949 amino acids. Gene Ontology annotation, cellular component: plasma membrane; cytosol; cytoplasm. Gene Ontology annotation, molecular function: protein kinase activity; ATP binding. The transcript has 20 exons. The record is from RefSeq and is a predicted model, not a curated record. Lineage: Eukaryota; Metazoa; Chordata; Mammalia; Carnivora; Felidae.